AUGUUGUCAAACGUUGACGAGAAAGAAAACCUUGCCCGAAUGAGGAGAGGACAGCUCUACUUUGCUUUCUCUCCACAGCUUGUAGCCGCUCGCAGGCGCUGUGCGGGUGUCGUCAACAGAUUGAACAACUCCGGGGAACUGACCCGAAGGGAAAUUGCUGCAUUCUGGACGGAAAUCACUGGCGAUGACCGACCCCUGCCGCCACCUGCUCUGACUGACGAGGAAGAUGAUGCCGUGCUACAUGAAUACCCCUGGAUUGAACGUCCUAUCAAUAUCGACUACGGUACAAAUAUCAAAGUGGGAAGCAAUGUCUUUAUCAAUUUCAACUGCACGUUUCUUGACACCUGCUUGGUAUCGAUCGGAUCGCGAACCCUCAUCGGCCCCAAUGUGUCCUUCUUCAGUGGUACCCAUCCAACAGAUCCAGACUUACGCAACGGUACCAAUGGGCCAGAGAUGGGUAAACCUAUCACUAUUGGCUCGGAUUGUUGGAUUGGUGGAAACGUUACUAUCCUCCCCGGUGUUACUAUUGGAGAUGGAUGUACUGUCGGUGCUGCAAGCGUGGUCACCAAGGAUGUUCCGGCUUACCACGUCGCGGCAGGGAGUCCAGCACGGAUCCUUCGCAAAGUCGAGCGAACUUUCAAGGCACUAUAAGAAGCUCU
Messenger RNA from Penicillium salamii, 659 nucleotides. The record is from the annotation of a GenBank genome assembly. NCBI's taxonomy places the organism in Eukaryota, Fungi, Ascomycota, Eurotiomycetes, Eurotiales, Aspergillaceae.